AAAAAAGUGUUCAAUGUCAAUUAAAUUAACUGAUUAAGUCGUGUCCAUUUACUGCCCAAAAUUCUCUUGGCGCCCAAAAUUUGACCACCGCCCGCCCAAAUUCCCCCAUUCUUCAAUCAAUUGAAAAGUUUCCCCAAAAAAAAUCUGACUCACCCCUUUUAAUUGAUUUAUUUCCAUCUGGAUUUCCUUCUUCUUACCAUCCACUCAUCCAGCCACACACUCUCUGUCAUGAAAACAGAGAACCAAGGUUCCCCUCUUCUCAACCCUCGACUCUCACCUCCUUCUUCUCUCUUCACAGUCGCCGAACGCCCAUUCCUCCGACAAAGCCCCACUCAACUCGCACAGUCGCCACUGACCGAAAAGAAGGAAGCGAAGGUCCCUUCCCUACAUUGGAUAAGACGAUGGUGGAUGAUGACCAGUGCCUUCAAAUUCGAUGAUUGAACGUGAUGGUUAACGAUCUUGGGGAAGAUGAAGGAGAUUUACGGCAACAGAGACUUUUCUAGCUCACAUUCGCUUGUACGAGAAUCCCCCUUAUGUCCGAAAAUUAACUCCAAAACCAAGAACGGCGACAGGGACUUGUUCGGCUCAUCGUCGCCUAGCUUCCCUUUGUUUCCAAUUUUAUGGGUUUGGAUUUGGGGGUCUCCAAUUUCUGGGUUUCAAAGGGUUCUAGUUGCUAGGUUUGAGGGUUGCAAUUUCUGGGGUCCACGGGGUUUCCAUUGGGGGGUUUGGGGUUUGGAUUUUCUAGCAGGGGUUCUGAUUGCCUAUGUAUGUGAAAGAAGCUUUGUAGUAUUUUGAUUUUGAUUGCUAGGUUUGUGAAAGAAGAUUUGUUGAUUUUUAUUUUGAUUAUUUUUGAGUUUCAAAGAACUGUGGGUGCGUUUUUUUUGGCAAGGGUUACGAUUGUUGGCUUGGCGUCUGGCGAGUUGUUGUGGGCAGAGGAAGCCGUCAGCGAGUAAUAGAGAGGGGCUGGUUGGAGGGUAGGAAAAUGGUCGUCGACUAUGGCCUGGUCACCGAGGCAAACACUAAUUUUUUGUUUUGUUUUUGCGUCACGAUAUUUUAAUCACAGUUAUUUAUCUCAAGAUAAUUAGUAUUAAUCUUAUAUGAGAGAAAUUCUCUUUUCGUUAAAAAUAUGAUUUGGGAUUAUUAUUAUUAUUCGCCAAGAGUAUGAUUUGAGAAUAGGGAUAUACUUUCUCAUCACAGUCUUGGACGGGAAUUGUCGAUUAAUGUGGCACCCCAGUGCAAUUUUGCCGAGCAACACAAAAUUUCUAUAAAUCCCUCUCGUUUUCUUUUACGGAUUAUAAUCUUCCCUUCUUUUACUUAAUAAAACUAUUAAAGUGGA
Messenger RNA from Linum trigynum, 1336 nucleotides. Lineage: Eukaryota; Viridiplantae; Streptophyta; Magnoliopsida; Malpighiales; Linaceae. The record is from the annotation of a GenBank genome assembly.